AUUCAGAAAUCACAAACACCGUCAGAGAAGAAAGCCUAGAAUUACAGAAGAAGAUGAGGAACACCAGAGCAUUGUCGUUGACGUUUUUGCUUCUCUUUGUUUCAGAAUUCUUGUGUGGAAUAGCAUUGGCAGCAGAGGGUUCAUCGACACCGGGGACGGUGAUCGGAAUCGAUCUCGGAACCACGUAUUCUUGUGUGGGAGUGUACAGGAAUGGCAAUGUAGAGAUCAUAGUAAACGACCAAGGCAAUAGGAUCACACCCUCUUGGGUUGCAUUCACUGACACCGAGCGGUUAAUCGGAGAGGCGGCAAAGAACCAAGCCCCUCAAAACGCAGAACGCACCAUAUUUGAUGUCAAGCGGCUCAUAGGGAGAAAGUUUAAUGAUCCAGAAGUUCAGAGGGACAUUAAGUUUUUGCCUUAUAAGGUUGUGAAUAAGGAAGGGAAGCCUUAUAUUCAGGUCAAGGUUAAAGGUGAGGACAAGGUGUUUAGCCCUGAGGAAAUCAGUGCUAUGAUACUGAGUAAGAUGAAGGAAACAGCUGAGGCUUAUUUGGGGAAGAAGAUCACAAACGCUGUAGUAACAGUUCCAGCUUAUUUCAAUGAUGCACAGAGGCAGGCUACUAAGGAUGCAGGCAUCAUUGCCGGGCUCAAUGUUCAGCGAAUCAUCAACGAGCCAACGGCUGCAGCCAUCGCAUAUGGUCUAGACAAGAAGGAGGAGAGGAACAUAUUGGUUUAUGAUCUUGGAGGUGGUACAUUUGAUGUUAGCAUCUUGAGUAUUGAUAAUGGUGUGUUUGAGGUGAGAUCUACUAGCGGAGACACCCAUUUGGGAGGAGAGGAUUUCGACCACAGAGUGAUGGACUAUUUCAUCAAGUUGAUCAAAAAGAAGUACAACAAGGACAUUAGCAAGGACAACAAGGCUAUAGGGAAGCUUCGCAAGGAAUGCGAGAGGGCUAAGAGGGCCUUGAGUAGCCAGCACCAGGUUCGAGUGGAGAUUGAGUCACUGUUUGAUGGUGUUGAUUUCUCGGAGCCAUUGACAAGGGCCAGGUUUGAGGAGUUGAACGUGGACUUGUUCAAGAAGACAAUGGGGCCAGUCAAAGAAGCUUUGCAAAUUGCAGGGUUGAAGAAGACAGAUAUUGAUGAGAUUGUGCUUGUGGGAGGGAGCACUAGAAUUCCGAAGGUGCAACAGCUGUUGAAGGACUUCUUUGACGGGAAAGAACUGAACAAGGGUGUCAAUCCUGAUGAGGCUGUGGCCUAUGGUGCUGCAGUUCAAGGUGGAGUCCUCAGUGGAGAAGGCGGCAAGGAUAACAAAGACCUUCUCUUGAUUGAAGCUGCUCCUUUGAGUCUUGGAAUCGAAACAGCUGGUGGUGUGAUGACAAAGUUGAUUCCAAGGGGUACCACUAUUCCGACCAAGAAGUCACAAAUCUUCACCACAUAUCAAGACCAGCAAACCGUAGUGUCGAUCAAGGUCUUUGAAGGUGAAAGGAGCUUAACAAAGGAUUGUCAUGAGCUUGGAAAAUUUGAUCUAACUGGUAUUGCACCUGCUCCAAGGGGAGUGCCACAAAUUGAGGUGACAUUUGAGGUUGAUGCUAAUGGAAUCCUACAAGUGAAAGCGGAGGACAAGGCCGCGAAGAAGUCUCAAUCCAUUACGAUUACUAAUGACAAGGGGCGUCUCAGCCAAGAAGAGAUAGACAGGAUGGUGAAGGAGGCCGAGGAGUUUGCUGAAGAAGAUAAGAAAUUGAGAGAAAAGAUAGAUGCUAGGAACAAGCUUGAGACCUAUAUAUACAACAUGAGGAGUACUAUCGGUGACAAGGACAAGCUCGCUGAUAAGAUCGACUCGGAUGACAAAGAGAACAUCGAAAGCACACUGAAGGAGGCUCUGGGGUGGUUGGAUGACAACCAAAACGCUGAGAAGGAUGAUUUUGAUGAGAAGCUGAAGGAAGUGGAAGCAGUGUGCAAUCCAGUCAUAAAGCAAGUGUAUGAGAAGAGUGGUGGAAGUUCUGCUGAUUCGCAGCAGGAGGAUGAAGAUGAACCAAAUGAUGAGUUGUAGAGUUAGAAACUAGGGGAUACGGAGACGAUUCAAUUCAAGGGUUCCAGUUUUUCAUUUGUUCAGUACUUAUUAGACUAAACUGCAGUAUGAUCAAUAUUCUAGACCUUCGUGUAUAAAUUAAGUUUCAAGAUUAAAUGGAAACCAUAGUGGUUUUCAUUUGGUGAAGAAUGUACGGCUGGAUUUUGAAUUUUUGAUGCAUAUGCUUCAUUUUUGGGUAUCCUAAAAGACUAGUCGAACUCUACUAGUUGAUACGCUUAACGCUUUUUCA
Messenger RNA from Fragaria vesca subsp. vesca, 2310 nucleotides. Its product is annotated as luminal-binding protein 4-like. Gene Ontology annotation, biological process: cellular response to unfolded protein; protein refolding; endoplasmic reticulum unfolded protein response. The transcript has 7 exons. Gene Ontology annotation, molecular function: ATP hydrolysis activity; ATP-dependent protein folding chaperone; misfolded protein binding. NCBI's taxonomy places the organism in Eukaryota, Viridiplantae, Streptophyta, Magnoliopsida, Rosales, Rosaceae. The record is from RefSeq and is a predicted model, not a curated record. Gene Ontology annotation, cellular component: endoplasmic reticulum chaperone complex; endoplasmic reticulum lumen; nucleus. Bases 54 to 2042 code for a protein of 662 amino acids.